This is a messenger RNA of Meira miltonrushii, 1794 nucleotides long. RefSeq lists its product as uncharacterized. The coding region runs from base 221 to 1570 and encodes 449 amino acids. Lineage: Eukaryota; Fungi; Basidiomycota; Exobasidiomycetes; Exobasidiales; Brachybasidiaceae. The transcript has a single exon. The record is from RefSeq and is a predicted model, not a curated record.
AGCUAGAAGCCGAGUAUUAAGGUUGUAUCCUUUAAACGGAGACAAACACAUGAAGUUCAAUUCAUACAUGCAUAGAAUACAGUUUACCUCCGUCUUUCUCCAUUUUUACCUUUUUUGCCAUCAUCAGUAAAGCAACCUACACCAACAAAGAAACUUUCUGCUUAUAUUAUCGCCAUUGGCUUGAUUUGUUGAAGAUUGGAUUGCUCACUUUCUAGGAAAGAUGUUCCGCAACGAGAUGAAGCAAACAUACCUUUCAGGCAAUGCAGAUGAAGAAGGACCGAGGAUGAACGGCAAUGCACAUCAUGAUUACGAGAUGGGAAACGGUACGGAUUCAUUCAACUUGCAAAAGAAUAAUAGAUCUAUCACACGCCUCACUUCGAGAUUAUCGCCACGCAUUCGAGUCUUGCUUGGAUUAAUAGGAGUGUUUACUCUGAUCACUUUUCUGCGAGGUAGUGGUAACGGUAAUCAUGAACAAGAGAUGUUUGAUUCAGAUGCACCCGCUUGGGAUCCCGCUCUACCGGAAUCGGCAAGAUGGUCACUAACCAAUACACCUUCUUAUUCGCCCAAGAAGGAUAUACCCAAUAUUGCCCAUUUCGUUCGACAGAUUAAUCGUGAUAAGGAUUACACGCCAAAAGCGCCAUUCAAAGUGGAAUUCAGACAUCUUCUCAGCUACUACUCUUGUCACCACUAUCUAAAUCCGGAUCGAAUCUACUUCUGGACAGAUACGCCUCGAGAAAUGCUUGAAGAUGCACGUGUAAACGGUGAUAUCUAUACUCGAGCUUUGUUCCGAAUUCCCAAUCUUGAAUUUAGGCCUGCAAUCUUCCCCAACGUAACAGCAAAAGGUGUCAAGAUCGAUCAAUAUGCUCAUAGAAGUGAUUUCGUUCGUACACGUGUGAUGGCAAAGAUGGGUGGACAAUACCUAGACGAUGACGCAUGGGUUUUACGCGAUUUGAAACCUUUACGUCAAUCCGGAUUUGAUAACAUCUUUAGUCUUGAUGAAGGAGCAAGGAUCGCACAAGCUGCUUGGUUGAGUAAGCCAAUGAAUCCUCUCAUGCUCGCUUUUGCACGUUUACAAGAAGUUGUCUUUAACGGUGAAUGGUUAAGGGCAAGCAACGAUUUAGUGACUGCUUUGAUGGUUCACUUUUCACGUUUGCCAGGCGAUCGCUCUUCGUUGGUUUUGGAAAAAGAUGCUUUCUUCCCGGGUUAUUGGAUCGGUGAUGAAUUGAACAUGUAUUACGAAGUACACGAUCAUGAUCCAAAUUUCCAAGAGCCAGUAGAAGUUCGAACCGAUCAAAACGUGCUGGAAACCUUUCAAUACGAUUUCAACUGGGGAUGGAGAAGGGAUUGGAGGCGAACAUGGAUCAUUCAUGGAUUUUCCAAUGAAUUGAGAGCAAGGAAUGCAUUUUGGAUGUUUAAAGAAUUCAAAGGAUUCACACCCGCAUACAUUCUCUCAAGAAGAAGCAAUAUUGGAAGAGCGCUUUAUCCUGCCCUUAGACAUAUGCUCGAUACCGGUUUCUUGGAAUUGGAAGCCAAAGAUUUGGUCGCUCCUCCCUCUUCUUUGGAUCAUUGAUCGAUUUCACUCCUCUUUUUUCCCUUCACAUGUAUAAUGGUCAAACGCUCUCAAGAAUAAUUAUUUGCACGCCUCUCAAUCCUUUUUUGCAGGAUUCAUACCCUUUUUAACCUUUUUUUUUUCUCUCUCUCUCCUCUUAUCGUCAUCAUUGAAUAGAUCACUAGUCUAUCUCCCCUUGCAACAUGUGUAAACAGUAUUUUGGUCAAUUGUAUGCUUCUUUUUUG